GUGAAAGAUCAACUAUUGAAGCGACGGCAUGGCGGCCGGCUCUGAGGAGGGAAAACCUAUUCAGGGGAGACCUGAUGCUGGCGCUACGAGCGAGGUUGUUUAUGGCGAGAAGCCUCAUGGAAACCCCGCGGAACCCAGCCAGGCUGCCUUCCCGCCGACUUUUAGCGUCUCCGAAAUUAAGAACAAGCAGCGGCGCCACUUCAUGUUCCUGCGCUGGAAGCAACAGCAGAAGAAGGAAAAAUUAGCCCUUAAGAAAAAGAAGAAGAAGGAGCGGGAAGCCCUUGGAGAUAAGGCACCACCAAAACCAGAACCAAAAACCAUUGAAAACCAGCGUGUAUAUGAUGAAACCACGGUUGAUCCAAAUGAUGAAGAGGUUACUUUAGAUGAUGCUAUAGAUGAAUUUGCUCCAUACUUCAACAGGCAAACUGUUCCAAAAAUUCUUAUCACUACAUCUGACAGACCUCGUGGGAGAACUGUGAGAUUCUGUGAACAGCUAGCCACAUGUAUUCCAAAUUCACAUGUUUAUUAUAGAAGAGGACUGGCUUUAAAAAAAAUUAUUCCACAGUGUAUUUCAAGGGAUUUUACAGAUUUGAUUGUUAUUAAUGAAGAUCGUAAAAUACCAAAUGGGCUUGUAUUAAGUCAUUUGCCUGAAGGUCCAACUGCUCACUUUAAGAUGAGCAGUGUUCGUUUACGAAAAGAAAUAAAGCGAAAAGGGAAAAAUCCCACAGAACAUCAGCCUGAAGUAAUCCUGAAUAACUUUACAACACGUUUGGGCCAUUCCAUUGGUCGCAUGUUGGCUUCUCUCUUUCCUCAUGAUCCUCACUUUGUUGGCAGACAAGUAGCUACAUUUCACAAUCAGCGUGAUUAUAUAUUUUUCAGAUUUCACAGAUACAUCUUCAAAAAUGAGAAAAAAGUGGCCAUUCAAGAACUAGGCCCACGUUUUACCCUAAAAUUAAGGUCUCUUCAAAAAGGAACUUUUGACUCCAAGUUUGGGGAAUAUGAAUGGAUUCACAAGCGCCGUGAAAUGGACACAAGCCGAAGAAAAUUUCAUUUAUAAGAAUGAACACAGUAAUACCAUUUUUGUAUUUUUCUCACCAACAAAAGCUUCUGGAGUACCCUUGAAGAUAUUCAGGUUACACAUGGAACACACACACACACAGACCUUGCGAACAUGGCCACGACCCUAUUCUCUUCAGGGCUGAAAAUUCAGUUACUUUUUAUAAAUAAUAGAAGACUUCAAGAAAGAGGAAAGAGCUGCAUCAGUCACUAUCUCCUUUUGUUAAGAAGUCACGGACCCUUCUCAAAAAUAAUGCUUUGUAAUUUAAUUCUUUCAUAUCUUAUUCUGAAUUAAAAUAUAUCUAGUUCUGGAUCUUAAAAUCAGGUUUUGUGCUGAAUAUAUUAUUUGCCACAAAUAAACAUUUUACAUGUCAAAUACUAUUACCGGGUAUUGUUGAAUGUUCAAGCAGUUCAUUAACGCAGAAAAAUAACAGUACAAUUCAGAUAUAGUGGCUAUACAGAUUUUGUUUAUUUGAUCUUCGGUAAGCUUAAUUUUUUUUUAAAUUGGAUAAGGAACUGAAAUAUUCUUCAAGUACCUAUACAAGGAACAAAUGGGAAAUGAAUCUUCUUUUUUUAAAGGGAGAAGAAAUUAGGGAACACCCCAUUUUCUGUGUCCAUCUUAAUGAAACUUGAGAUAAUGGAAAUUCUGUCGUCUAUAAUCACAGGAAGCGAAAGAAAAACAAAGUUCUUUUUAAUCUGACCAAUAUUACUCAGUUCAUAUGCAAUUCUAAUCUACAGAUUAACCUUAAAUGCUUUAAUAUUUGUUUACAUACAUGUAGGUACUACAAAGCAGUUCCCAGUUUGGACACAAUGGUAAACUGUACUUCCCAUUUUUCACUAAUUGUCCCCAGAUAUACAAAGAAAAAAAUGAUUUUAGAUAUAAAACUUCAGUUCCUCAUCAACAAAUCCUUGUCAAAGAAAUAUCUGAAAAAUACGGCUUGAACAUCUCAAAAACCAA
Messenger RNA from Thamnophis sirtalis, 2014 nucleotides. It is a transcript of the gene RPF1, whose product is annotated as ribosome production factor 1 homolog. Gene Ontology annotation, biological process: maturation of 5.8S rRNA; maturation of LSU-rRNA. Lineage: Eukaryota; Metazoa; Chordata; Lepidosauria; Squamata; Natricidae. Gene Ontology annotation, molecular function: rRNA primary transcript binding. Gene Ontology annotation, cellular component: nucleolus; preribosome, large subunit precursor. The record is from RefSeq and is a predicted model, not a curated record.